AUGACUGAGCCCGAGAAUUUCGAGGAGGAUCUGUUUGCCGAUCUUUACGACGAUGACACCCCAGCGAAGCCCCAAGCUGCCCAGGAAACCGCGCCCGCUCCUCCGCCCGCACCCGCCUCUGUUCCACAGCAGAGCAUCGAGACACAUGCUGAGCCACCUGCUCAGCCCGAACCGGACUACGGAGGCGGUGACGACCAGAUGAAGUACGAAGAGGACGACGAUGAUGAUGUGGACUUCAACCUUGGAGGUGAUAGCGCGGGCGGCGGUGGCGGUGGCGGUGGUGGCAGCAGCUAUGCUCCUGCCUCGAAUGGCGUCGGCAACAUGAAGCACGAGGAACCUACAUACUCGACAAGCACAGCAAAGAAUCCUAGUGCCAAGGAAGACGGGUAA
Molecule: messenger RNA, 390 nt
Organism: Colletotrichum spaethianum
Lineage: Eukaryota; Fungi; Ascomycota; Sordariomycetes; Glomerellales; Glomerellaceae
Exons: 2
Coding region: 1-390 (129 amino acids)
Source: RefSeq, a predicted model, not a curated record